Molecule: messenger RNA, 1425 nt
Organism: Salvia hispanica
Lineage: Eukaryota; Viridiplantae; Streptophyta; Magnoliopsida; Lamiales; Lamiaceae
Source: RefSeq, a predicted model, not a curated record
AAUACGAAUCUCUCUCUGUCUCUCUCAUCACAGUCCAUGAAAUAAUCUUCAAUUAUUCUGAUUUUGGAGAUGAGCAGCAGCGGGAGCUACUACUGGGCGCAGAAUUGCGGCAACGACUUUCAAGCCAAGGGAAUUGUCGUGGUUUUCGCCUGGGUGCCCUUCUGCGAACCUCUGUUGAAUGAUUGCAUCGCCUUCUACUCUUCUCUCGGAUGGAACUCUCUGGUUUGCCGCUCCAAAUAUCUCAACCCUUUCUUUCCGGAGAGAGCUACAUCACUUGCUUUUGCUGUCCUAGAUGAGCUUAUCAAGGAGCUCAAAGGUGGCUUAUGUCCUGUAGUACUUGCAGCUUUUGCUGGUGGUUCAAAAGCAUGCAUGUAUAAGGUUUUACAGAUUAUUGAAGGCUGUUCUGAAGUUGAACUCAAUAUGGAGGACCGUAGGUUGGUUGCAAGCUGCAUCUCUGGACAGAUCUAUGAUUCCGACCCCAUCGAUUUUACAACCGACUUGGGUGCUCGAUUUGCGCUGCAUCGCUCCGUCCUCAAAGUUCCUGGUGCAGCUAAGCUAGCAUCAUUUUUAGCAAAAGGUGUUACUUUGAGCUUGGAUGCUUUAUUUCUCACGAGAUUCGGUUCCCAACAGGCUGAAUACUUGCAAACUCUUUAUUCUUCUGUGCGUUUGGGGGCCCCCUUUCUCAUUCUAUGCCCAGAAAAUGAAGACACAAUUCCUUUUUCAACCCUAUGUACCUUUGCAAAGCAUUUACUGGAUGUGGGCGGUACUGUCAAAAUUAUAAAGAGAUCUACCUCUUCUCAUCUAGGCCGUCAUCAGCACCAAUCAACGCAGUGCAUAGCUAUAACCAAGUUACUUGAGCAGGCCGUUUCAAUUUUCUCAGAAAAAAUUCAGAAACUUGGAGAAAAAUCGAACAUGGAAGAUAUGCAUGAUGUUAUCUCCCCCAUAAGAUAUAAUCUCCAGAAUUCAGCAGUUCUCUCAAAUACAAAUGACCACUUCCUCCUGCCAUGUUCAUCAGAAUAUGAAAAGAGCAGACAGCUAAAAGAGAGGUCAUCUCAUCGGUCUAGCCCUCGUAUGUGCACAAAUACUGUUCUUGGCCAAGUUCUGUUCGAUGCUUGUGUUCCAAAAAAUGUCGAAGGUUGGGAUAUUAAGUUCUCAGGGAGUUUGAAUGGAGAACCGUUUGCUUCUGUACGGAGACGCUCCCCCUUUUGUGCAAUGAAACAGAGAUCAAGAUUAUAAAGAACUCAGGCUACUGUAAAUAGAUGUCACUGUAGUUCCUGCAGUGAUUUUUGUCUGUGCUAACAUUUUGUAAAUUAUUUCAUUCACUAUUGUAACUUGUAAUAAUCUUCAACCUCUAGUUGUGAAGAGAGAAAUAAUAUUAACCAUGUAUUAUAAAAAGUUUUCGACUAAUUUUAAGUUAUUUAAUCA